Molecule: messenger RNA, 13380 nt
Organism: Aedes albopictus (Asian tiger mosquito)
Lineage: Eukaryota; Metazoa; Arthropoda; Insecta; Diptera; Culicidae
Exons: 2
Coding region: 3171-8756 (1861 amino acids)
Biological process (GO): DNA integration
Molecular function (GO): nucleic acid binding; zinc ion binding
Source: RefSeq, a predicted model, not a curated record
UGGUUUAUGAACAGCCCCUAGUGGUUCAAUAUGUUUAUCUGCGCCACCUGUAUAUGUACCUCAUUGGAUUUAAGCCAGUUUUUAAAUGAUGAUUUUAUGAGAAAUAUAAAGUGUACGGUUUUUGUGUGCAAUAUGUUGGAACGACAGAACCUGUUGCGCAAUCUAAAAUGUCGUUGAUAAAGACAAUCCAACUUUAUGCGAGGUAUGCGCUUCAAUAGAACUAAUAUUCUGAUUUGUUACUGGAAUCGAAACAACCCGAGCUUUAGUAAAUGUAUAAACGGAUGAUUUGGUUUAAAGUAACAAAUCUUUGGUUUAGAACUACCGGCAAUGUUUGUUGUUAAGGACUGUAUCGUUAAUUAUGAGUACACCUUUGAGACUCUGUAUUAAAAAGACUAUGCCUUAUUUUGACAACUGCUAUGUGUCUAGGUGUUACUAACGUUGUAAACAAACGAUAACCUUUAUUUAAAUUUAAAGUUUUUCCUCAAGUGGAACAAUGCGAGGAUUUACGGAGUAGAAGCGAAAAUCGAUUGUGACCAGGCACUGCAAUGAAAAAUGAGCAUCGCUAAGAAAAUUAGCAAAAAAUGAAUGUGUUAGGGUUUUUGUUGUCCAAAAUACUAUCAAACGAUUCGGUAUGCAUAACACACUGAAAAACUUACCCGGACGCGGUAAAAAACAGGUGCGUCCAAGUCAAAUUUGGACAGCAAAAUUUGCAAAAUCGUUGAAAAAAAUAGGAGGUAUCCAUUAGAGAUUACGCAAAAAAGUGCGGAACGACUGUUGGUAUGGUUCAACGUGCCAAGGAGCGUAAUUCCCUUAAGACCUACCCAAAACAGAAAUGUCCAAAACGCAGUCAAAUUCUAGCGGAUUAUAUGAAAACUCGGGCUUGGAAACUGUACGACGAUGUUUUGAGCAAAAAUUGCAUGUGCAUAAUCAUGGAUAAUGAAACGUAUGUCAAAUUGAACUACAAGGCACUUCCAGGGGCACAGUUUUUCACUGUGAAGUGUGACACGGAUGUUACGAAGUAGGAGAAAUCGAUUGGGAAAAUUGAGGAAAGAAAGGAGAGAAAUUGGGAAAAUGUGUUGGUUUGGCAAGCAAUUUGACAAUGUGGUAUAAAAUCGUCACCUUUCUUGAACUUCUCAAGUAUGAACGUCGAAAUAUACCGGACGGAAUGUCCCCAGAAACUUAUUCUGACACUUAUCAGAAAGCACAAAGGUCCUACAUCACUUUGGCCGGAUUUGGCAUCCUGCCACUAUGCGCGUGACACCUUUGACAGGUAUGAAGAAAACAAUGGUCAAUUUGUGGAAAGGGCAAUGAAUCCUCUAAAUCUCCCGCAAAUAAGGCCCGUUGAGAAAUAAUUAACUUUGAUGAAAGGGAAACUACGGAUAAAGGAUAGAGGAGCAGAGGACGUCACAAAAUUCAAGAAAAACUGGGUCAGCGUAAGCAAAACCAUCGUCGGAACGGUUGUCCAAAACCUUAUGAAGAACACCCAGAAGAAAGUUCGAGAAGUGGCAAGAACCACGAAAAAUUAAAUAUACAAUCAUGUCAUGGGCUUUUCUGAUGGUCAAUAAACAAUGUAAUUGAAUUCAAUUUAUAAAAUAAAUAUGGUAAGUGGGGGCAGGAUGGGUCACCUAAAAAAAGGAUCCCUAUAAUUUUCUGAAUAUAAAUCGCAUUUCUCAGUAUUCUACCACGACUCUCAGAUACACUAGUCAGCUAUGAUAUAAGAGUAUAAAAAGGUAAUAAAGUUUGAAACCUGUUUCUUGACAAACAAUUUUCAAAACAUGACCCAUCUUGCCCCACCUCAUUUUAACGGGGGCAAGAUGGUUCAGCUAUAAGAAAACUCGAUUUUCCUCCAACAAAAAAUACUAUAUCUUCUAGUUUUUCUCUAUAUGUACAUCCAAGCUUCAUAGACGUACAGAUUACAUGAAGAAAGUGUUGAAACAUAUUGGUAGAUUAUUCUCAGAACUAGAAGAUUUUUGUUCGGGUAGCCAUAAACGGACUUUGAAAACCUAUAUUUUUUGAAGGAAAAUUUAAAAAAAAUAUGUUCUCAAAUUUUCAGUGCUCUCAUCGCUUCAAUAAUGUAGGUCACAGAAUAGCCUUUCCAUGAAAAAUAAAACAUUUUCAAAAACUAUGCAAACAUACCGAAUAAUUAGGGUGACCCAUUGUUCAGUUCGACAGCAGCCAAACUGAAGAAGCGUCUAGCAGUGGCGGCGACAGUGUGCAUCACGAGAGCUCCGCCCAUCCAACCAACGCCGAACGAACGACGAUGACGAAGCAGAGGUCGAACAGCGAACGGGCCACAAUAAAAUCAACAGCCAAACAGCGACCAGCGUCAGUAUUAUUUCAUCCGUCGUCGAGACUACCACACAGCAGCGAAGCCGAAGCGAAGGGAGCUAUAGCACGUGAAGACCGCAUGAGACAACGAGCAGAGCCGACCGACGCGACGGUGCGCCAAUAGCGUGAUCGGCGCGUGGCCCCACCCUCGUGCGGGCUAUAAAUAUAGUGCGCAUCGUGGCAGCAGCAUCAGUUUUUUACGGACCGCCAAGGAAUGAACAUCAGAUAAUCAAGUGUUAAGUUAAGUGGAGAGAAAUGAAUAAUAUAGAGUAGUUUAAGUAAAUCUCCUGUGUUUGCAUCUGGUCAUCGCGCUUCUGAAACAUCCCCGAUUCCACCAAAAGAGUUGUUCAGAAUUAAUUUUCCUAGAGUUAUUCGGAGCAACGGAGUUGUUCGGAAAUUGUUUUCCUCCACACAAACAGCCUUUAUCAAGGCUCAAAGAGUUAUCAGGUUGCUGCUAGAGGAGUCUAGUCCAGCUCAACCACCGGGGCUUCAUGAGGCGAAGCCAGGCCAACGUCCGGCCAUCAUCCUGGGAAGGAACGCGAGGGUUCCUGCUCCCACCCGGCUCGGUUCCUGAGCGGAACGCGAGCACCACAACAUAGCCAGCGCAGUACAGUCCACUGCCAUCCCGUACAUGGAUUUGGUCCUUCGAGCCGGAUGCUCGAGUGCGAGUGUCCGAUUCUGUUAUCGACGGUGAUCGGUGGUUUGAUCGGAUGAGUGGUGAUUGGAGGCAAACACGGAGAAGAUAGUAAAGUGAUUGAAAAACAAAGACAAUAAGUGAACAAGUGACAGUUAGUGAGAACUACAACGAACUAAAGUGAAGUGAAGCAAGCUAAACAGUGAAAAUGAAGCACACACCAAUGAAGUCGUCCAAGAUGGCCAGCUCUAGUGAAGAAGAUCUGAGCACUCUUGUACAGUUGCGUGGCAUGGCACAAGGUAACAUCACGCGCAUCAAGAACAUCUUGACCCAAGCCCAAGCGGACCAGGCUGAGCUGCCUUCCGCUCAAGUGAAAGUGUACGUGAAGAAAGUGGAAAGUGCUUACAACGAGUACCAUCAGCACCACCAGCAGAUAGUGGCGAUUCUUCCUUCGAACAAGAAGGAGGAACAGAACGAGAAGUUCCUGCAAUUCGAGACGUUGCACGAAGAGGUGUCCAUCAUGCUCGAGACCCUUCUCGAGGCUCAAGCCGCACCACCUGCGGCGCAACAAGUGCAACCACCGGCGAACCAGCAACCGUUGGUCAUCCAGCAAUCUCUUCCUCGUGCCAUCCCCACCUUCGACGGGAGGUACGAGAAUUGGGAUCGGUUCAAGAUCAUGUUCCGUGAUGCAGUCGACCGUACCAACGAAGCACCUCGAAUUAAGCUGUAUCACCUUGAGAAGGCCCUCGUCGGUGAUGCGGCGGGAAUCAUAGACGUGAAGACGAUUGCCGAUGGAAACUACGCCCACGCCUGGGAGUUACUGGAGGAAAGGUUCGAGGAUCAGCGGCGAAUGAUCGACAUCCAUAUUGCUGGACUGCUCGGAGUGAAGAAACUUUCGAAGGAGGAUUUCGGUGAGUUGCGAUCCUUGGUCGAGUCUACCACUAGUCACGUGGAAAACUUGAAGUUCCUUGACCAAGAGUUCACCGGCGUCUCUGAGCUCAUUGUCGUCCACCUAAUCGCACGUGCACUGGAUCCUACCACGAAGAAGUUGUGGGAGUCGACGAUAAAGCGAGGAGAACUCCCAAACUACGAAGACACCAUACAGUUCCUGAAAGACCGCGUCUCAGUUCUGGAGAGAUGCCGCGAUACGGAUGAAGAAGCCAAGGCACAGCGUACAUCGGCGAAACCAGCUACGAGGAAGCAGGCGUUUCCCAAUGCCAACGCAGCGACAGCUCCUCCAUCAGCGGAUAAGCGGUGCACCAUUUGUGAUGAAAGCCAUGUGACGUACAAGUGCUCUGUGUUCAACGGCUUGAGUGUGAGUGAUCGACUGGCCAAAGUCAAACAGAAGAACGUGUGCUACAACUGCUUGAGAAGUGGACAUAGUGUGAAGAACUGCCCAUCGAAGAAGUCGUGCUCCAAGUGCAACAAGCGGCACCACACCCUGCUCCAUUUGGAAGGUGGUGCAAUCUCGUCGCAGCCUGCGAAUGAAAAUUCAGCGAAUGGAGUUCCAGGAUCAGCCCAACCGGCGGCGUUGGCUGUCAGACAGCAGUCGGCCGAGAACCAGCCAUCAGUGACAGCAGCGCAUUCCAACAACCCGGUGAACCCAGCGAGCCAGGUGGUGUUGCUCACUGCCCUUGUCAACGUUAUGGACCAUCAACAGCGGCCUCGUGUGUGCAAAGCCCUGCUAGACUGCGGAUCUCAGGUGAGUUUUAUCUCCCAAUCAUUUGUCAAUACUCUUGGUAUUCAAGUGGAAGAAGUAAGUGUCCCGAUAACAGGCAUAGGCAGUGUAAGGUCGACAAUCAGGCAAAAAUGUACCAUUAACGUCCACUCUAAAUGCAGCGAUUUCUCUUUCAUGUUGAAUUGUUUGGUCUCGCCGAAGAUUACUGGCCAGGUUCCGCCGGUUAAGAUAAAUUUGGAGAAUUGGGAACUUCCUCAAGGUCUCAGGCUGGCUGAUCCAUCCUUCCAUGAACCUAGCCACGUUGAUUUGCUAAUUGGAAUGGACUGGUUCUAUGACAUUAUGAAACCAGGGUGUUUGAAAAUAGACGAUAAUCUCCCUAGCCUUCACGACUCUAAGCUUGGUUGGUUAGUCGGGGGCAAGUUGCUUGACUGUUCUUCCAAUCUUGUGCUGAAUUCCUGUGCCGUUCGAGUUGACCCCGUUGAAGAACUAGUGCAGAAAUUUUGGGAAGUUGAAGGUGUGUCUUCAGAGUUGGUUCUGUCCAGUGAGGAAGAGCAGUGUGAAUCGCAAUUCGCAUCAACCCAUCGUCGAGACGACAGCGGUCGUCUCAUCGUUCACCUCCCACUGAAGGACAACGCAUCUCAACUAUCGGAUUCCCGUACCAUGGCCUUGCGACGAUUUUUCAUGCUGGAGUCUAAACUACAACGUCAUCCAGAUUUAAAAGCCCAGUAUGAUGCCUUCAUGGACGAGUACGAAUCCCUUGGGCACUGCCGGGAGGUCCAAGAACGCGACGAUCCUCCUGGAGUUCUGAAGUGGUAUCUUCCCCACCAUGCCGUCCUCCGCCCAUCGAACACAACUACAAAAUGCCGGGUGGUAUUCGACGCAUCUGCAAAGGUGGCCGGAUUGUCCCUCAACGAUGUUUUGAUGACCGGAUACAACGUUCAGAGCGAUUUGUUGUCUAUCAUCCUACGGUUCCGGAGGUAUCGAUACGUUAUGAGCGCCGAUGUAGCCAAAAUGUACCGCCAGGUUGCCGUAGAUCCCGCUUUCACUCCACUACAAAGGAUUUUUUGGAGAAAGUCGCCCCAAGACCCACUACGUGUUCUCGAACUAACUACUGUGACGUACGGAACGGCCUCAGCCCCUUUCUUGGCCACGCGAUCUCUGCUGCAACUUGCACGGGAUGAACGAGAAACCUUUCCGCUCGCUUCCGCCGUUGUCGAGGAAAAUGUCUACAUAGACGAUGCUCUUUUUGGUUCCGACGAUUUCCUACAAGCAUGUGAGCUUCGAGAUCAGCUGAUAGCCUUGCUCCAGUCCGGUGGAAUGCACCUUCACAAGUGGUCAUCCAACACUAGUCAGCUCCUAUCGCCCAUUCCCAGUGAAGAUCGAGACAGCUGCGCAUCUUUCAGCGAAAGUGGCUUCAACGAGGUCAUCAAAACCUUGGGAUUGAUGUGGAAUCCUUCCACAGACGAGUUCUUGUUCCGAUCAUCCCCUUCAGAAAAGGCCAGCAGACCCACCAAGCGUCAAGUCCUGUCCAAGAUUGCCAAGAUUUACGAUCCGCUCGGACUUAUUUCUCCAGUGGUGGUACUGGCAAAAAUAGUCAUGAAGAAAUUGUGGAUCAGCAAGCUGAAUUGGGAUGAUCCGUUAGACGAUACCCUCCUGAACGAGUGGGAGAACAUUCUGAUGUCACUGCCAACUUCGGAGCAAAUUCGCAUUCCACGCCAUGUGUUAUCGAACAAGGCGGUGCGGUACGAAUUGCACGGAUUCGCGGACGCGUCCCAGAAGGCGUAUGGGGCAUGCGUGUAUGUUCGCUCAAUAUUCCCUGAUGGCACCGCAUCGACGAAGUUGGUCAGCGCUAAGUCUAAAAUUGCACCGAUUUCACCCCUGACAAUCCCUCGAAAGGAAUUACUAGCAGCCCUUCUUUUGUCAAGAUUGAUUAGUAAGGUCGAAGCAGCGUUGGAGAUGAGCUUCAGUUCCAUCGUUCUCUGGUCGGAUAGUCAAGUUGUAUUGGCAUGGUUACACAAACCGCUUGGCACUCUCCAAACCUUCGUCCGCCACAGAGUUACAGAGAUCACAUCGAAUACUAGUCACGUUUGGAAAUAUGUUCGCACGGAUCAGAACCCCGCCGAUACUGUAUCUCGAGGACAGUCUGCAAGAGAGUUAGCUAACAACGAGCAAUGGUGGAAUGGUCCUCAGUUUUUGUGCUUCGUGGAUUACCCAGAAGAGCGGCCACAGUCACUCCAAGAUUGCGAAAUUCCCGAACUCAGGGUUGAGCUAGCUGCACUGUCGGUCAUGAACUACGAGGAAUUCCCUGUGUUGACAAAGUUCGCUUCGUUCCGUAAAUGCCAACGGAUAGUUGCCUAUAUGCUACGCUUCAUUUCGAACGUUCGAAAGAAGCAGGCCGACCGAGUGAUGUCCCGGUAUCUCACUAUUCCUGAACUACGGGCGGCAUCAAAUUUGAUCGUUGGAGCCAUUCAACAUCAGGAGUUUGCCAAGGAGAUCGAAUGUGUACGAGCAGACGAACCCAACCAUCGUCUUAACAAUUUGAAACCAUUUCUCGACGAGGAUUUACUGCGAGUUGGAGGUAGACUUGGUCAGUCUCAGCUUCCAUUCGGAGUGAAACACCAGCUGAUAUUGCCAAGCAACAACCCCAUCGUGCACGGUUUGAUAAACGACGUCCAUCGAGAGAAUCACCAUGCCGGAAACUCCAUGGUACAAUACCUUUUGCGACAACAUUUCUGGUUGAUCAACGCGAGAUCGACAAUUCGAAAGGUGCUGAGAACCUGCGUUACCUGCUUCAGGACGAAUCCUACCACAAUUGAUCAGCAAAUGGGAGACCUACCAUCGUAUCGGAUCAACCCAGCGCCAGUCUUCGAGAGGGUUGGGCUUGACUUUGCCGGACCAAUCUACGUCAAGCAGUCAGUUCGAAAGGCGACUCCGGUAAAGGGCUACAUCUGUGUCUUCAUCUGUAUGGUGACAAAGGCCAUGCAUCUGGAAGCCGUGGAAGAUCUGUCCACAGACUCGUUCCUUGCGGCUUUUCAACGAUUCGUGUCCAGACGAGGAUAUCCGAAGGAAGUCUUCUCCGAUAACGGGACCAAUUUCAUCGGAGCAAGGUCAGCAUUGCAGGAGCUCUAUCGGCUAUUCAAGGAGGAGACCACCCAGAACAAGAUCUUCGAGUAUUGCCAAGCAAAGCAGAUCGCUUGGAAGACCAUCCCCCCAAAUGCGCCACAUUUCGGAGGACUUUGGGAGGCCGGUGUGAAAAGUGUUAAAACAGUGCUCAAAAGGGUUUACCAAUCCACCUCCCUAACACUCUCCGGACUAUCCACCCUGUUGUGCCAGAUUGAAGCAAUCCUCAACUCGAGACCACUUUAUUCCCAAUCUAACGAUCCGACGGAACCUGAAGCGUUGACCCCUGGACAUUUUAUUGCCAACCGUCCACUUUUAGCAAUUCCCGAACCGUCUGUAGUAGGUAUCCCGACCAAUCGUUUGUCCCACUGGCAGCACAUACAACAGCUUCGCGAACACUUCUGGAAACGAUGGUCGAGAGAGUAUCUCACCGAAUUACAAGUGCGAGGCAAAUGGACCAAACAGAAGGUAAACAUCCAACCGGGAAUGGUUGUUCUCCUGAAGGAUGACAAUUUGCCCCCACAGUGCUGGAAUCUGGGCCGGGUAGAAAGGGUACACCCGGGAGCCGAUAACCUGGUAAGAGUGGUAGACGUUCGAACGAAAACUGGUACAUUUAGACGACCUAUACACAAGCUUGCGCCUUUGCCUAUCUUGGACAAUGAUCCAAAUGUCCAAACUUCCACUUUUUGCCGGGGGGAGAAUGUUCAGUUCGACAGCAGCCAAACUGAAGAAGCGUCUAGCAGUGGCGGCGACAGUGUGCAUCACGAGAGCUCCGCCCAUCCAACCAACGCCGAACGAACGACGAUGACGAAGCAGAGGUCGAACAGCGAACGGGCCACAAUAAAAUCAACAGCCAAACAGCGACCAGCGUCAGUAUUAUUUCAUCCGUCGUCGAGACUACCACACAGCAGCGAAGCCGAAGCGAAGGGAGCUAUAGCACGUGAAGACCGCAUGAGACAACGAGCAGAGCCGACCGACGCGACGGUGCGCCAAUAGCGUGAUCGGCGCGUGGCCCCACCCUCGUGCGGGCUAUAAAUAUAGUGCGCAUCGUGGCAGCAGCAUCAGUUUUUUACGGACCGCCAAGGAAUGAACAUCAGAUAAUCAAGUGUUAAGUUAAGUGGAGAGAAAUGAAUAAUAUAGAGUAGUUUAAGUAAAUCUCCUGUGUUUGCAUCUGGUCAUCGCGCUUCUGAAACAUCCCCGAUUCCACCAAAAGAGUUGUUCAGAAUUAAUUUUCCUAGAGUUAUUCGGAGCAACGGAGUUGUUCGGAAAUUGUUUUCCUCCACACAAACAGCCUUUAUCAAGGCUCAAAGAGUUAUCAGGUUGCUGCUAGAGGAGUCUAGUCCAGCUCAACCACCGGGGCUUCAUGAGGCGAAGCCAGGCCAACGUCCGGCCAUCAUCCUGGGAAGGAACGCGAGGGUUCCUGCUCCCACCCGGCUCGGUUCCUGAGCGGAACGCGAGCACCACAACAUAGCCAGCGCAGUACAGUCCACUGCCAUCCCGUACACCCAUCUUGCCCCGUCUACACAAUACACGUAGUUAUAUGGAAUGUAUAGCAUAAGGAGUAUAACGAAAAAAUAUUUUGUUUUUUUUCUGUGCGAGGAACGUAUAGAAUUUACAAAACAAUAUAUCACUUUUUUGUGUAUCCUCGUCGCUCAUCUGGGAAAAUUAUUGAAAGAUUCAAAACAUAUAUUGUGCGAUUGAAAACGGUACUGACCCAUCUUGCCCCCACAUACCAUACAACAUUCCAAAUACAGCCAUUUUCAGGUGUACUCAUAAUUAACGAUACAGUCCUUAUACAUAAACUUGUGAUAGUAGAAACAACAAACCAGCUGAUUUGUUUCAAACCGUAAUUUCUGGGUUAAUGCAACAAAAGUUUCAGUGUGCUGGUCGGCGAAAUGGUCCAAGCGGCUCAGGCUGGCCACCCACACUUACUUCUAAAGUCGAAAAGAGAUGGCAGAAUUCUAAUUAUUUAAUUUAAAAAUAAUCUUUUCUCUCCCGCCUUAUCUUACGCCCGUAAUUACGGUCAGUUUUUACGACUUUCCAUACACAGAGCCUAAUCGAAUCAUACAUGAUAGAUGUACGCCGGUUCUACAUGAUCAACCUACGGUGCAUCUAUCCUAGUGCAAUCAGAUCUCCCUCACCACAAGACGGUUGCGCAUUCUAUUCCCUAAGUCUUUUUUGGGAAUUUUAUUACCCUGCCGGCGGUCGUCCCUUGGCACUUUUUCUGGUUAUCACUGCCGGUUCCGUGGAACCUAAGCAAGACGAGGUUGGUGGAUUGUUUCUAUAUUGAUCAGCUACCCACCGGUAAGCUGACUUGCCACCUAAAGAGACGCAUUUUUUAUGUAUUUAUUAGGGCUUAGAAAUCCUCUACAUAGAGAUGAGCGGAAGUUUUAUAUGACAAAUCGGCAACGCUGUUUGUUUUGUUUACAACUGCUUCCAACACUUGCCACAAAGCUAGAUGUUCAAACUUUGUGCGUGACUUUGUGUGGUGCAAGUUGUUUUGUUUACGAUUGCUAAUUAAUGAUCGAGCUUUAUUUUACAACAUUUUUGAAAAAAUAGCAGCGCAAUCGAAAAAAUAUGAAAGGCAUUGCAAAGAGCAGCGCAAAUCAUAUCAGUAGAAGUGAAUCAAGCAGCAACAAUGGAAGGUUUUACGAGAAGAGAAGAUACAAAAGUUUCUACAUGAACAUAAGUACUAGAAAGCAUAAUUAAUUAAUUAUUAUCUUUUUUACUACAAUUUAAUAUGCCAUCAAUUCAUCGAUAUCAAAAGUAAAUAAUUAUAAUUUGUUCAGUUCUGAUUCCAAUACCGUUCGGACGACGCAUUCCUACAAAUAAUAAACAUGUUCGUUUGGCUUACACUUUGACAUUUCUCUCUGCACGAUUGGCUCACAAUGGCCGCUUCCGCAGAUCUCUAUAAUGUAGGAUUACUAUUAGGGCUCAACAACUCACAAUUUAUGUGUAUUGGUGAAAGCGCCAGCUGACUCAACAGAGAGGAAACAAACACUCCUGCAUGCGGAUGUACCGAUGAAGCAGGUUUUGCAGGUCAUUUUAUUUGUCUGUUUCCCAUCUUUAACUUAUUCAUCACGGUGUGCUCAUGACGCAAGCAAUUUACAGGCAUAUGCGAUGGGAGAAUAAAAGAAACAGCAAAUCAGGGGCCACACCAUGAACGAGUACCUUACUCAGGGUGUCUACUACCUGGAAAACCUGGAAUUAUCAGAGAAUUCCGGAGUCAAUCAGGGAAUUUUUGGUGGAAAGGCGUUUUUAUUGAAACUAGUUGGAACUAGACCUAUAUAAAUUUUGUAAAGAAAUUCCGGUGAAAUAUAUAAAACUAUUGCUUGCAUUUCUUGAUUCUUGAAUAAUACUCUUCAGAACUCAGGGAGUGGAUUAUGAUAGAUUUUCGAAGGAAGUUGAUGACCGAAGCUGGGAAGAAAUGGCUUUAUUUGGAAAUAAAGCUGAAAUGCUUUGAGAUUUUUAUUCUUACUGCUAAUAAUACUGGGAAAUUUUCCAUGGAAUAUCACAUUUACUUUCGGCUAGUGUCACCAAGCAUUUAGUCGCAUCGUGCUAAGGAGCGCGGGUUCGAUUCCCGCCGCAGCUGUCAGUCAGCUGCUAGUCCGUUGUCUAGUGUCGUGCUUCCUUCAAAGAGCGAACAGCUCAAUGGAAAUACUAAACGUGUCCGUGUUUUUUUUAUAUUUGUCAUGUGUAAUGGGACCUUUACUGCCCCCAUUCGCAAAACAGUCCCAUAUGAAUAGGAAACCCAGCAAAGAUGGGACUGUUAUGCGAGUGGGGGCAGUUUAUACCAUCAUAAAUUUAUACAAAGUGUUGCGGAUGCCAGUCGUCCUUUCCGCGAUACACCAAUGAUUGGAAGCAGCUUUCGUGUUGUGCAGCUUCAAUACUGUAUCUUCUAUUCGACCCGUGUUGCCAGUUUCACAGAGCAUUUGCAUCUCAACACAAAGUAUUUGUCGAAAUUUCUUGAAGACUCUCACCUACAUCAAAUUUCUUCUAGCAAAAUUCAGCAAAUUAUUUUCUGUUGUGUGUAUGGCAAAUUUGGUGGUUCGUCCAAUUUACUACUGUUAGUUUAUUUUUUCUAAAAAAAGGCCAAAUACAAAACAUUUUUUUUUUAAAUUUGAUUAUAUUUUGAAUCCUUAUAUUACAUGUAUAAAUACUAAAAAGACAAGGAAUCAAUCAAAAAAGCAAUACAAGGCAUAGUUUUACGAGUAUUUACAAUUUUAGGUAAUUUCACGGUGUGUCUGGUAGAACAAAUUUAUUACAAAAAAAUGGGCAUCGCUAAUUUUUACGCUACGGUGAAAGUUGACGCUACCAGCUUUCAUUCAAGCCCAACAUCGAAAUAUUCCAUCGGGGGAACUUUUUCAUACAAAAAUUGGGUAUGUUUGUUAAGUAGAAAUAGGGAUUAAUUUGGAACCGUGCAUUUUGUAUGGGGAAAAACAGUAUUCUGAAAAAGUUCUUCGGGAUCCCUCGGUGGAUUUUUUUGAGGGACCCUGCAAAUGAAAGCUGAAAGCCUCUAUUUUUGAAUAGCGAAAAAUUUGACGAUGCCCAUUUUUUUGUUAUAAACUUUUCCCAUACACACGCCGUGAUUUAAGAGUAGCUAGUAUCAAACUAUAAGACUCUAUAUUCAAAAAAUCGUAUCCCAAAAACUAAAAAACAUACAUUUUUGAUUUUUGAUAUUGGGUUUCUCAUCAAUGUUUAGACUACUGUAAUAAUUUGAGAAUUCACUGAAUCAUCAUUUCCCCGCGAAAUUUCACACUAAUCAAACUUAAUUUGUUUACCUGUCGUGCAUCCGACGCCAUUGUCACGAACUCAACCGAACUUGUGCAUGCCAGCCGCUGCGAAGUCGUGUGCGAAAUUCGACUGUGAUGAUAAUGAAUUUCGGCCGAGUCUAAAUGGGUGCAAAUGUCGCAAUAUGUUACGCCAAAUUUCCUGAAUUUUCCGAUAAAAAUAUAAAACCAGGGUACCCCUUUGAUCCCGAGACCUUGAAAACGUGAACAAACCGAAGACUACUUUAUCAAGAAGACAUGCAACUCUGUUGUUUUCUCAUACUAACGGCAUGCGACACCGAUGGCAUCGCCGCCUGUUGAGCUAAGGUGGUACCUUUGCAUAAAAGUGUAAGAGUGUAUUGGUGCGAGCAUGAAGAUUUACACACACUAUCAUAAAUGCUUCCACCUUAAUCCGUGGUGGCGCUGCUAACAGUAACUCCCGAUUUUAAGCAGUGUUGCAAGUCUUCUUAAUAAAGUGGUCUUCGAAAAAAAAACUAAUAUAUUUGCAUAUUUUUUUUUAACACAAAAACCUUGACAAAAACACAAUUUGGCUCAUUCAUUGCAUUUUUCCUGAAAACUAGCCGUUCAUAAGUGUUGUCACGGGCGAACAUUAGUGUAACUACAACAUCGAUUAUAUGGACACGGCCGCGGCGUGUAACAAGACAUCUAAAUGUUGAACACCGUACCCAGGAAGUCGAGGAAAUUUCUAUUACGAAAUGUUCCUGGACCGACCGGGUUUCAAACCUAUCUCCCUCAACAUGGUCGUACUGAAUACGCGCAUUUAUCGCUUCGACUAUAUGGGCUCUUUGCAUUUGCAGCGUUUCUAAAACUUAUUCAACUUCAAUCUUCUC